Oppiella nova is the source of this 603-nucleotide messenger RNA. Lineage: Eukaryota; Metazoa; Arthropoda; Arachnida; Sarcoptiformes; Oppiidae. The record is from the annotation of a GenBank genome assembly.
AUGCGAUUCAGAACCAAAUGGUUGUUCACCAGUAAUCCCGGUUUGGAUCCGUUGGCCACAAAACAAUGGCUCACACAUCGAGUCCUGAAGACGGGAAUGAGAGAAAUCAUAACAACAACUUUGACGGCAGAGUUGGCCCAAUACGGAAGGGAUGCUCUGUUGAAGUUUGUCUACGAGACUAUGUUUUCAUGGAUUGUCGGUCUCAUCAACAAAGCCCUCGUUCUCCAGCAACAGUUCAAUCAACACGUCUUUAAAUUGGAACAAGAAGAGUAUGUCCGCGAAGGCAUUGAUUGGCAAUUUAUUACUUUCACUGAUAAUCAGCCGGUGAUUGACAUAAUAGAAGCCAAACCUAUCGGCAUAUUAUGUCUUUUGGACGAAGAGUGCAAAAUGCCUAAAGGCACAGACGAGACGUGGGGCGCAAAACUAUACUCGCAGAUUAAAAUUGGCGAUGUCUUCCAGAAACCAAAGUUUGGUUCCAGAAAUUCAUUUAUUAUCCAACACUUCGCUGAUACUGUUGUUUACAACGUCGAGGGUUUUCUGGAGAAGAAUAGAGACACCAUUUGGGACGAACAAAUUGAUUUACUUAAGAGAUCAACAGUUGUG